AUGGCAGCAAGAUCCUUUGUGCUGGCGCCUCUUCGCGCGUCUCGACAGUGUCCUCGCUUGUACAAUGGCACUGCAGCUCCAUCUCUUGGAAACGGUGCUGCCGUGCGGGAAAGAUGGUCGGGUCUACGAGUGGAGUUUCGCGGCUCUUCAAUCUUCACAUUAGCUAGUCCAUCGAACUCAUUACGAAGCAAAUCCCUGAACAAUAACGGCUGCGUGACUCUGCGCUUGACGUCUCAUUGGCGCCAAAGUCUCGGUCCUCAAAGGAGAUGGCAUGCCACCGAUAAGCCCUCCGACCAGACUGACGCUCAAAAAUCUCAAACUGGUUCGAAGAAGUCACCGAUCCUUUCUCGCAUUCCCCUACCUACCAGCCACGAGAACAUCUACACGAUUCCCAAUAUACUCACCAUGACUCGCUUGGUUGCUGCCCCUUUGGUAGGGUAUUUCCUUGUUCAUGAUUACCACCAGGCAGCGUUGGCCCUAUUCGCUUAUGCUGGAAUUACCGACCUCGUUGAUGGCUACAUCGCGCGGCGAUAUAACCUGCAAACCGUUGUUGGGACGAUCAUCGAUCCCAUGGCUGAUAAGCUACUGAUGACCAUUGGAGUCGCUUGUUUAGCAGUCAAUGGCUCCAUUCCGGUGUGGCUCGCCGUCAUCAUCCUCGGUCGUGACGUCGGCCUUGCUAUAUCCGCGAUUUACUAUCGCUGGAUCUCACUUCCCCCGCCCAAAACCAUGGCACGGUAUUGGGAUUUCUCUCUCCCUUCCGCGGAGGUCAAACCCACGACGAUCUCCAAGGUCAACACCGCUCUGCAGCUGCUCCUUGUGGUAAUCAUUUCCAGUUAUUGCCUAUCACCCCCUUUUACCCUUCCUAUCUUGCGUGCGCUGCAAGGAAAUAGCAUGAGCGGAUACCUCGUCGCAGCUACUACCAUCUGGUCCGGAAUGAGCUAUGUCUUCUCCAGAGACGCAGUUAAAAUCCUUACAAAGGAAGAAGUACAAAAGCGCUUGGCAAGGGCCAGCGCUAAGAAGUCUAAUUGA
This is a messenger RNA of Aspergillus pseudotamarii, 1029 nucleotides long. Its product is annotated as cardiolipin synthase. Gene Ontology annotation, biological process: cardiolipin biosynthetic process. NCBI's taxonomy places the organism in Eukaryota, Fungi, Ascomycota, Eurotiomycetes, Eurotiales, Aspergillaceae. The coding region runs from base 1 to 1029 and encodes 342 amino acids. The transcript is spliced from 6 exons. Gene Ontology annotation, cellular component: membrane; mitochondrion. The record is from RefSeq and is a predicted model, not a curated record. Gene Ontology annotation, molecular function: cardiolipin synthase activity.